AUGGACGUGAUGGAAGGCUGCCAGUUCUCACCUUCUGAGUAUUUCUACGACGGUUCCUGCAUCCCGUCCCCCGAGGAGGGCGACUUCGGGGACGAGUUUGAGCCUCCGGUGGCCACCUUCGGGGCGCACAGAGCGGAGCUGCCGGGCUCCGACGAGGACGAGCACGUGCGAGCACCCUCGGGCCACCACCAGGCCGGCCACUGCCUCCUGUGGGCCUGCAAGGCGUGCAAGAGGAAGGCCACCACCAUGGACAGGCGUAAGGCGGCAACCAUGCGCGAGCGGAGGCGCCUCAAGAAGGUCAACCAGGCCUUCGAGACCCUCAAGAGGUGCACCACCACCAACCCCAACCAGAGGCUGCCCAAGGUGGAGAUCCUCAGGAACGCCAUCCGCUACAUCGAGAGCCUGCAGGAGCUGCUGCGGGAGCAGGUGGAGAACUACUACGGCAUGGGCAUGCCGGGACAGAGCUGCUCCGAGCCCGCCAGCCCCACCUCCAACUGCUCCGACGGCAUGCCUGAAUGUAACAGCCCUAUCUGGUCCAGAAAGAGCAGCAGUUUUGACCACAUCUACUGUCCUGAUGUACCAAAUGUGUAUGCCACAGAUAAAAGCUCCUUAUCCAGCCUGGAUUGCUUAUCCAGCAUAGUGGAUCGGAUCACCAACUCAGAGCAACCUGGAUUGCCUCUGCAGCACCCGGCUUCUCUCUCCCCAAUUGCCAGCACUGAUUCACAGCCUGCAACCCCAGGGGCGUCUAGUUCAAGGCUAAUCUAUCAUGUCCUAUGA
Pipistrellus nathusii (Nathusius's pipistrelle) is the source of this 777-nucleotide messenger RNA. Lineage: Eukaryota; Metazoa; Chordata; Mammalia; Chiroptera; Vespertilionidae. The record is from the annotation of a GenBank genome assembly.